Guillardia theta CCMP2712 is the source of this 345-nucleotide messenger RNA. RefSeq lists its product as hypothetical. The record is from RefSeq and is a predicted model, not a curated record. Gene Ontology annotation, biological process: negative regulation of protein localization to cilium. The transcript has 5 exons. Lineage: Eukaryota; Cryptophyceae; Pyrenomonadales; Geminigeraceae. The coding region runs from base 1 to 345 and encodes 114 amino acids. Gene Ontology annotation, cellular component: cytoplasm.
AUGAGUCUCAAGUACCUGGACUUCGCUUCGUCCCAGCGGAAGGUUCAGCUCCGUGACUUGAUGAAGCAUAUCGAGGAGUUCGAGCGGAGCAGAAUCAACGACGAGGAAAUGUUCUCGUCCGGUGAGAAGGGAGGAGAGUCGAGGUGGGAGGGGGAGAGAAAGGAGGAAGCGGAUGAGGUGAAGCAGAUCGUGAAGGAUCUGUCGGAAGACCUCAAAACAGAGAUGUUUGAUCAGCUCCAGAGAGUGUCUCAUCACACUGCGGUUCUGUUGAGGCACGUCUUUCUGCAGGCAGAAGACAACAACAUGCAGAUGCUCGUCGAUUUUGCGAGCUUGGAGGAUGAGUAA